AUGGUGAAGGAGGGGGCGGGGCGGCGCUGGUCCUGGGUCCCCGAGUGGGGGGAGGGGCUGGGGAGGGGCCGCUGUGUGCAGGAGCCGGAGACAGAGACUGGGGGUGUGCCAAGGCUGACGCGGGAGAGGGACCCAGGCCCCACGUGCGGGGUCAGAGACAAGGGCCAGACAGAGCUGAGGGGCCGCGUGCCUGCAACCAAGUGUGGAAGGGGCUUCAGGGGGGUCUGUGGGGGCCGGCAGAGCGUGGCGCAUGCAGGCAGUGGAAGCUGCUGA
Messenger RNA from Rangifer tarandus platyrhynchus (Svalbard reindeer), 273 nucleotides. The record is from the annotation of a GenBank genome assembly. Lineage: Eukaryota; Metazoa; Chordata; Mammalia; Artiodactyla; Cervidae.